AUGGUGGCGGGAGGGACAACGUUGCAAGCCAAGGCGAAGAAGUCGGUCAAAGGUGGAGUUCUGCAUUCUUCAUCGAACAAAUUAUCUGCUGUUGAAAGCACGGAAUCUCAAAGUGGGAAAGCAACAUCUGACAGUCUUCAAGAUGAUGCUUUGAAGAGUGGCCAGGGGCGUCACUCGAUAUGGGCGUUCGGCCCCUUCGUCUUUUCAGUUGGGAUUGUCCUCUCUAUCUUGAUCAAGUUGGUAUGUUCCCUCCCGUUGUCCAAGUUUGCCUCUGAGAUGUUGUUUGAACUGGCAAAUGUUCCAGAAGAGAAUGUCGACCUCGAGAGGGCGGCCCUUUUGAAUGAGGACGAGGGGAGAGGAAGAACCACAGACAGGACGUCUCGGUCCUCCCUUUCAUCUGCCAAACAAAUCGACCCGAAGGCAGACAGUGCUCGAGACAGCUUCACUCCAUCUGUUGCUUCCAGUGGUGGCCUGUCCACGGGGAAUGAAUCCUGGUCAAAGAAGGAUGGCAAGAAAUGGCCGUGUAAGCUGGAUCUUCCUGCAUGA
Molecule: messenger RNA, 546 nt
Organism: Guillardia theta CCMP2712
Lineage: Eukaryota; Cryptophyceae; Pyrenomonadales; Geminigeraceae
Exons: 2
Coding region: 1-546 (181 amino acids)
Source: RefSeq, a predicted model, not a curated record